UUAAUUCAUAAAAGCAUUAAAUGCACAAAUACUAAAACUGAAAAAAUUUAAUCAAGUUGAAAAUAUAGUCUAAUUAACAACAUUUAUUUCUCAGUGUAUUGAAUCACCAAAUUACAUUAUUGCAAAUAGCUAUAUUAAUUACCGAACGGUAAAUUUUUUUGACCAAUUAUACUCUUUUCGAAUAGAUAGAUAAAUCAUCAUGCCGAAUACAGAACCGGAAAGAUAUGAGGAUAUGCGUACCGUUAAACUAUAAUUAACUAUCCGUUCGUUUCUGAAAUGUAGUGUAACUUUGAGAUAGACAUAAUAAUCGCGAAGACGUGAUUACGCUUUCGCACGAGUAAAAGGAGUAGUAAUUAGUCGAAAGUAAUGCAGCGAGCAAAAGCGAUGUUUUCUAAUAACAGAGAGAUCGAUUAGCAUACCGCGCGAGCAUAAUGGAGUUUUAUUGUCGUUUAAGGACAAUAGGCUAUAAAACAGUAAGUAGAAGAUUGACUAACCGCAAUCGCGCCGCAUCGACGUAACUGUAGAUCGAUUUUACGCAAAGGGAACCGGCGCGAUUUUACACGCCCUUCUCGACACGCCCGCGACGCAAGAAAAUUAUACCCUUUGAGUUCUUGACACGUGCGCACGAGAGAACUUGAGUUCCGAGGUUUGCCAAACAAGAAGAAUUUCAUCUCGUCAUGCCGUUGCAACAGAUGCAUUUUCACUUUCUUCCUGUUAACAAUCGAGUUUCUCCGAGUGAGGUAAUCGGAGCCCUUCGGUGAAUGGAGUAGAUCGCAACAGAGAUUUCUUAAAAAAUAAGAGAGCUGUUAUCAUAAAAACUAAACUCGUUAAAGAAAAAAAGAUAUUAAAAAAGCACACAUUAAAUAAUUUUGGUAUUAAGAAUGUUUCUAACUAAAUUUGUAUGAAAUACCGUGGAUAAUUUACGCGAAUGCACGAGGAGUACACAAUUCGAUUCCGCAAUACUACGAGCAUCGUAAUCUACUCCGUUCGCCGGUGCGUUAAUUAAAUGCAGGCGCGAAAACUGCAUAGCGAAGGAAAAGAGGAGAGAGAGAGAGAGAGAGAGAAAGAGAUUCGCAUGCGCGCGGAUUCUCAAAGGAGCGAGUACGAGCUCCUUUGAGCGUGCAAGCGUCACGCAAAGGAGCGAGUAGGAGAAGACAAAGGAGGAAGAGAAGAAAACGGCACAAGCGGAGGAGGCAGAAGAGACGAUCAUAAUGCCGGCUCUGCUGUAUAAGACAAUGAUACAGUUACACGGUGCUCUCAGUUGUGAGUCAAUCGUAAGAAGCACGACACGAGGGGUUCCGUACGCGAAAGUAUAAUGAACCGUGGCAAGGACGACACGCUAAUUACACUCGGACCGUUAAUUAAAGGAACGGACGCUCGUUAAUAUUGCCGGAAGAAGCUAGAAGAUAGACCAUUCGUGCGGAGACCGGAGCGAUCUUCACUUCGCCGUGGGAUGUUGAUCGAUUCGGUGAUCCAGUGAAUACGAAUCUCCCAUAGUGAUCUCCAAAUCGAUUUUUUACGUCGAAAGGUAGACAAAUUUUCUCCACGACGAGGAUUACUUUUGCGACUGCACGACGUGUACGCCGUUUUACGAUUUUUUUUUCUUGAAUUAUACCGUCUGUAAUGUCAUUGGAAAGGCUUUGUUGACAAUUAACGUCCGUAAUCGCGGCGAUCGCUCAUCACGUAUGCGUAUCUUCCGUCGAAUGGACGCUCUUUCAGGGACGUCUCGUGUGAAUGAACCGUGAUUCAUAGAUCGCGGACAGAAUAGAACGCCAGAUAACGGCUAGAAAGCAAUAACUAAAGCGUUCACGUGUGUACUAAUGAGGAUUGGAAGAGUAAACCAAGAUUAAUUGAAACGUAAAUAUACUUCCUGUCACGUUUUUAUUGAGAAUAAAUUAGGUGAUCAUAAUAAUGUAGAAUAAUGAGAAUCAUUUCUAUGAAAACUGUGGAAACAGAAAGUUGCGUACAUUAUGUGAAAGUGAAGUGAGUAUCCUCAAAAUACGAAGACUUUAUUAAAAGCAAUGGGACAUCAGCAGGGAUUUCUCAUUUUUAUCAUCUAUUUCCUGCGAGCCUGUCGAGUAUCGCACUCGAUUGGUCUCACGAUUGAUAAUCAACUUGUAAUAAUCGCGAAUGAUUGCUACACGAGAAUAGCCAUCGGAUUCAAAUUACCGGACACGGAUAUCUUUUCCAACGUUGCGGUCGGUAGCAUUUCGGAAUGCGAGGACGAGUGCUCGAAAAGGAGAAAUUCCUGCAAUGCGUUUACUUUCGGGAUUGGUAUCAAGGGUAACGGAACAUGUGCGUUGAGUGCGAACAUACCUAAGCCUGAAGAACUACAAAGUCACGCCGAUUACGAUGUCUACGUGAGGAGUCAACGUUCGCCACACUGCGAGUCAGAUCGACUUUACAAGAUGGGAAGCGGUGGCAUCGGACAAGAAAGAAGAAACGAAACGGUGCCGACCACGAUAUUCGGAAACGGCCUUUUGGGCCCGUCAAUGCCAAGUUUCCUGUCACCUCCAAGAACCGUGGGGAAGAUGCCUAACUUCAAUGGCCUUUCAUAUCAAGGAGGAUACGUGCCUUCUAUCGACGACGAGCGGCGGAUCAUCGAUAUCGUUAGAAACAGAAAUCCGAUAUCACCCACUAGCAACCCUUUCGAAAUUAACCACGCGAAAGUCGACUAUAAUGAUUUAUAUUUACACUCAAAGCCGACCUUUGGUCAAAAAACUCAUCCACAAUCGAAGUACGGUCGUCCAAAUUUUGGCCCGUCCUUUCAAAAUCCCUUCACCGGUAUCAAUCACUUGAACUUUGAAUCAAAUUUAGAUAACGAUCUUCAUUCAUACAAGGCUCUCACCGUUCAUAACGGACCCUUCGAUAUUUUCUCGAGACCUAUUUUCAUUUACGAUGGGGGCUCCAAAAAUAGAUCUCCGACGGAUUUCGGAUUUUGGAAUAAUUACGAUUCAACGAAGCAUCGCAUCACGAAUCAUUUUGAUAAACAUCAAGAAUUUCUGAAUAACGUGUACAAAAGUCAAGGGAUUAUCACGAAGCCGAAACAGAACGAGUUAGUCGCAGGACAUGACAAUUUUCGCAAAAGCUCUCGUCCUACUAUCAAUUCUUAUGGCUUUGAGACCAAGGAGGCAAAGAUCUCGAACGGAGGAUUCAAGGAUACUUCCAACCUCUGGAAUCCAGGACUGUUAACGAUGUUCAGUGAAUUCGGCGCAAGGAUUCCCGAAAAAUCGAAAUCGUGCUACAGAAGACUGCUAUCCGGCAAGAAAAGCUUGGAUCUGCAUGUCAGACGUGCCAUCGAAUGCGAAAGGAUCGAGGACUGUCAUCGCGCUUGCGACUACGAGAAGCUCUUCACUUGUGAGGGCUUCAAUUAUAGACGCAUUGGACAUGGAGCGAGAGGAAUGUGUGAGAUGACAUCGGUACCUUAUUCUCGUAUGGAUUUCCAUCGGGACUUUAUGUCGGAUCCUCAGUGUGAUUAUUAUGAGAAGGAUCCAAAUUGUGUGAUAAAUACGCCUGAAACGCGGCCACCCUGGUGGAACCAACCGUCCAGACCUGGUCAAACUUAUGGUCCACCUUACUCUCCCAAUGAAAAACCAGAUACAAGACCCUAUGCUCUGGAUCGACGACCCUUGAACGAAGUGCCACGACCUUUGGAUUACGAUCGUCGCCCCUUGAAGGAAAUUCCGCGACCGUUUGAUUUCGAUCGGCGUCCUACGAACGAAAUACCAUCACGGCCUCUGGAUUACGCACCUAGACCUGCGGAACACGAUCGACGACCACCGGUUGGUUACGGAUAUCCUCAACAUGGACUGUAUGACGAUACGUUUGGUCGAAGGGAUUAUCCCAAUUCAGUACGGGGUGGAUACCCGAUGACGAGACCAGAAGAUCGAUUUGCCUACAGCGGCCGAUUUCCAUCUAGACGACCUAUCAACGAUGACUUUUAUAACAGAAACUCGUGGACGGAAUAUCCGAAUAGAAGGAACGAUUAUGAUAUAGGUACAAACGAAAUUGGCUCAUAUUUGCCGGACCAUCGAAAAGAUCCAACUCGCGACUGGGGUUCUUACGGAACCGUUUACGGCGGCUCUUACGGCUACAACACGAAUUAUGUAGGAAAGUUUGACAUACCGAAGUACUAUCCGAAAUCGCAGCCUAAACCACUGCAUCCCUAUGAGAGUGACCAAUUCUAUGGCGAGUUUUACAAUUACGGUGGCGCAUUUGGAUAUGGCGACAAUUACAUGCCGGCUGAUCAGGAUUCGCUUUACGGCGGAAGCGGAAAAACUGAGGAGUGCUCCGUCCGAGCCGGUGCGGGAUUCAGGCUCAGCAGAGGGGUCGUUCGGAAGACAUACCUAACGCCAAAUCUGGAUCAGUGCGAGAGCCUGUGCAUUAACGAGAAGAGCUAUACCUGCAUGAGUUUUAGCUACAGAUACAACGUAGCACCCACGGACCCUACGGACAAUUGUCUUCUUAGCGACGUCUCGUACAAGGAUCUCAACUUUUACGUUGAUCUCGAGCCAGAUCGUGAUUACGAUAUUUACGCCAUGAUCGCCAACUCGAGAACAUGCGGCACGAGGAGAGAACCGAGUUCGCAUCCUCCAGAUGAAUGUUUUUGGAGAGUCAGAAGCGGAUUUGGAAUGCCGACGGAUGUCGUUAGAAAAUCAUCAACAGUCGACAAUCUGGGAGAGUGUCAAGCAGAAUGUAUGACAACACAAGACUUUAUGUGUAGAAGUUUUGCGUUCAAGUACGGACAAUCGGAACAAGGACAAUCGGAUUUAACUAAUUGUUACCUAAGCGAUUGGCCGUCGCAAGAUAUCAACCCUACUAAUAUGCCGGACAUGGACGGCGCGGAAUUAUACGAAAGAGGUAGCUUUGGCAGAGGAUGCGAACCUUACGCUGUACCAUUCUUUAAUAUGGGACGUUUCAAUGGCAAACCAGGAAACGAAGUAUGCUAUUCUGGAUAUACUAAGCCUUGUAAAUUGACACCUUAUGCUGUUCUCUUCGCAACGUAUGUAAAUUCAGAACAGGAUUGUCGGCAAAAAUGCUCGAGAAUGAGAGAAACUGAUUCCGUUCCUUGCAUGUCCUACAGUUACAAGCUCACUACGCAUGGCACACGAGAGAAUUGUUUGCUCAGUGACGUACCUAUAAGGGACUUGCGACCGGGUUUAGAUUACAUUUAUGACAACGAUCACGUUCUUUACGCGUGGAAGGAUCUGGAUCCUUAUUGUAUGGUCACUGGUUAUCCGCUCAAUGACGAUCAUGUGUUUGAUAGACCACACCCGUUGAAGCCACAGUCUCCAGACUAUUCGCAACCAGACUUUCCCGGCAGAUACCCGAAUAAGAGACCCGAUAUUUAUAUUGAUCCAAGACCUUUCUUUACAAAACCGGGUAUUGGAGUGAGACCAUUUGAUCCUGAUAGACCUGAUCCUAGCAAACCGUACUCUCCUGGUGGUUAUGGAUAUGGUUAUGGUGAUAAAUUCGGAUAUGGUGGAUUCGGAUCUUUUUAUCCGGAUGAAUCGUCGACCUUCCAACAUUACACGGUAAAUGGUUACCCGUGUAAGAAAGGUACAAAAUGCGAAAAAAAUAAAAUUGCUGGAUUUUGGGCGUGUGAGACCGAAGGAGGCGAAUUCGACAGCUGGGAUUAUUGCUGUGCGCCGACUCAGCAUUGCGGCUAUUCACAAGGAUAUCAUUAUCCAUGGUGCUACGUGGGAUUGUCGGAAGAUCAAUGGCGUCCUUGCAGCGAAAAGUAUUAUCCCUAUCUCCCAAGUCCACGACCGAACCACCCGAUGAUUAGCAGUGAGGAUCGCUACGAUCGUCCCAAUCAACCGUAUGAUGCUGGUUACUACGGUAGACACUGGCCGAUCACGUAUCUGCAUCGGAAACCACCGCCGAACUGCACGGACUCGAUCGCGUCCGCCGACAACAGCGGAAAUCGUCGUUUGAACGAAACAAUCUCGACUACAAUCGAAACACCAAGAAGCACUACCGCAGUUAUCAAGAAUAACGAAAAUAGUACCACGAUCGCGAACAAAACGCGCCGGCGACGGUUACGAGUGCGCACAGCCAAUGACACGCAAAAUGAUCGUAACGCGAUCUUCUCGCAAAAGAUCGGGUCACAGAUCAUUGCAAAUGAUGCGACGCAAGUUCAUGAUAAACAGACGAAUCGAGAUCGCACUGGGAAAAUCGAGCGAGUUUCAAGACCGACGAACACCGUGCUUCCCACAAAAACCGUUGCGUUUGUGACGACGAACUACGUCGACGACGCGCAUUUUGAAGACGCGAAAAGUAGCGACGGAAUGAUCAAAGUGCCUCUGAUCGCGUCAAAUAAUUCACUGCCAGCAGCGGGAGCUUAACUAUACGUGGCGAACUUGAGCGCUCCGCCAUAGUCCCGCUAUCAGAGAAGCGGUAGGCUUCAAUAUCGGGACGAUACUAUGUAAAAGUCAAAAUUUUAAUGAGAUAAGUCAUGAGAAACAGUUUAAGAUAACUAAAAUAUAAUAUUAUGUUAUGUUUAUUUAAGGAAUAUGAAAGUUAUAUUUAAAAUUGAGUUAAUUAAUGAUAAUUAGUUUUGUAAAUAUACAGAUAUAUAUAUAUAUGAAGAUUCUGAAAAUACAAAUAUAAAAUUGAUUUUUGCUUCACGCAACAAAAACGUCGAUAUCCGUAUUAUUACACUUAAAAUUGAAUGUCACUAUUCAAUAAGAGGCAAUCAAAGAGAAAAUUAUCUUGCUUGUAAUUAUACCGCAAUUCGGUGCAAUGUAUAGCACAAUGUACAAUCAAAUACUGCCGCAAAAAAUGUUUUUAACGUUUUUUUUUAAAUUGUUUUAUGCAUAUUAUUUCGCAAAACGCGUGACUGCGCCUCACUGUUCGCAAAUAAAAAUGAUAAUUUAAAUGCUUUCUUAUUUUUGCGUUUUUAAACUAUGGACCAGGCUAUACCUAUGGACCCUAAGGGCUGAUUCUUCCAACUUCUUGGUAAACUUGUUGAAUAAAGCUUUCCAAUAAAUUGAAACAAAUCUUAAUGAAUGUGUAGACAUUUAUCUAGAUGUAGAUAAUUUACGACAUAGUUUAUCAGGAGAUGGAACAACCGCCCUAUAUUGUAUUUAGCCAUAUUUAUCUAUUGAAUAAGAUAGUUUAAUGUAUAGUUUAUUCGAAGGAGAUAUAACGAGCCUUAUGUAUCUCAAUUGUAAAACUAUCUGAACAACAUUCCUAUCGUAAUUUAAUUCAUAAUUGUAAUUAACUUCAGUGCUUCAUCGUUUGAUAAUUAAUUGUAAAAAGAUUUAUAUAAUAAAGAUUUAUUAUUAUAUCA
Molecule: messenger RNA, 7294 nt
Organism: Monomorium pharaonis (pharaoh ant)
Lineage: Eukaryota; Metazoa; Arthropoda; Insecta; Hymenoptera; Formicidae
Exons: 15
Coding region: 2022-6347 (1441 amino acids)
Source: RefSeq, a predicted model, not a curated record